This is a messenger RNA of Lodderomyces theae, 1653 nucleotides long. Its product is annotated as putative hydrolase. The record is from RefSeq and is a predicted model, not a curated record. The coding region runs from base 1 to 1653 and encodes 550 amino acids. Gene Ontology annotation, molecular function: monoacylglycerol lipase activity. NCBI's taxonomy places the organism in Eukaryota, Fungi, Ascomycota, Pichiomycetes, Serinales, Debaryomycetaceae. The transcript has a single exon.
AUGUCAUCUGAUGCUACUCCCAUUACAACUGCAGACACCACAAAGGAUCUAAACAAGGAGGGAGGCAAGUCGGCACAUUUAUUUGUAUUGAUCCAUGGAUUAUGGGGCAGUCCAAAUCACAUGCGCACAAUUGAACGCUACAUUAAGGAAUCUUUACCUCCAACAACAACAGAUGUAAUAGCCACACUCAAGCCGGCUAGUUUCAGAUUCUGGAAAACAUACGAUGGUCUAGACCUCAACUCGAGAAAGAUAAUCACUGAAAUAUUCUACGAGAUUGAGUCAUUACGAGAAAAAAAUGGAUUAACAGUGACCAAGAUCAGUUUCAUUGGUUACUCAUUGGGCGGGUUAUUUUCACGCUAUGUCAUUGGUCUCUUGAACGAGCUUGGGUUCUUUGAGCAAGUUGAGCCUGUGUUUUUUUCCACGUUUGCAACACCUCAUAUGGGAGUCGAGUUUUUCCGCGAUAAUAUAUUUGACAAUAUCGCCAACAUUGUUGGUCCUUAUCUUUUUGGCAAAUCAGGUGGUCAACUUUUCUUGGCUGACAAGGAGCAAGUAUUGGUCAAAUUGGCUGACCACAAGCAAAUCUUCUACCAAGGUUUGGUUAAGUUCCAAAAACACACAUUAUUGGCAAAUGUACGAAAUGAUCGAACGGUUGCAUUCUUCACUUCGUUUAUAACCCUGUAUUCUCCAUUUGAUGAGUUUGAUUUGGUUAAAAUAAAGUAUUUGAAAAACCUCCCUGAAACAAAGAUUGCUGGUAAACUUGUUAGACCAAAGGUUGUUGACUUGGCAAGAUCACAUAAAUUGGCUCACACUGAUUCUCAUUUGUUUCCUGGUAAUUUGCAAGAAGAAACUCCAUUUGUCAGAAAAAACAAGUAUGCCCGUAUUCUCGUAAUUGUUGCAUUAGUCAUGUUGAUUGUUCCCUUGUGGAUUCCCUUCAUAUUGACCACCAGCACAAUAGUAUCGGUGUACAGUUUUAUCAAAGUUAGAGUGCACAAACUUCCGGAUAUUGCAGAGCACUGGUCAAGAGUUGUCAAUUACGUAUACAAAGACAAACCUAUGGACCCACAAGAUGCAGAAGCUAGUCAAAAACAACGUGAGAAGCGCAGGCGUCUCGCCCAGCAAGAAAGUUUCAAAGGAGAUACAUCGCAUAUCACUGAGAAUGCAAUGGAAGGUAUGCUCUACGCAGAAGAACAUUUCAUGCAUAGAAGCAAAAGUGCAGGGUCGGUUAUCCCUGAAGUCGAUGAAAACAAUGACGAUUCAGAGGCGGGUGAGGACACUAAGCGCAACGGGUCCAGUUUGCAACAAAUAUACCUCGACAGCAGAACAUCCACAAAAUUGGUUGACAUUGACUUUGAAGCAAACGAUGAAAUUGUCCGCAAACAAUCCUCCAUUCUUCAAGAUAAUUCUCGGAUCUCACUAUUUACAAAAGAAUCGGAAUUGAAAUUGGACGAUCAAAAGAUAUUCAUUAUGAACUCGUUGAAUGAGAUCAAAUGGAUUAAAAUCCCCGUGUUUCUUGACGUUUGGAAUUCUCAUGAUGGGAUCGUUAGUCGAAGAGGCCCCAAGACUAACCCCAAGGGGGCUGCAACCAUUGGUGUCUGGGUUUCGAUAUUGAGAACCCAUUUACAAGAUGAAAAUGGUGACAAGAACAAAAGUUGA